Fusarium coffeatum is the source of this 1686-nucleotide messenger RNA. RefSeq lists its product as uncharacterized. Gene Ontology annotation, cellular component: membrane. The coding region runs from base 1 to 1686 and encodes 561 amino acids. Gene Ontology annotation, biological process: amino acid transport; transmembrane transport. The transcript has a single exon. Lineage: Eukaryota; Fungi; Ascomycota; Sordariomycetes; Hypocreales; Nectriaceae. The record is from RefSeq and is a predicted model, not a curated record. Gene Ontology annotation, molecular function: transmembrane transporter activity.
AUGGAGUCCCAAGCCCCAAGGGACAAAAACGUCCACAUCGACGACUCAGCCGCCUUGGAACAACUAGGCCAUAAACAAGAACUAAAACGCAACUUUUCCAAAAUCUCCCUCCUGGGUCUCGCCUUUGCUAUUCUCAACACAUGGACCGCCCUCUCCGCUUCUAUUUCUCUGGCCUUGCCCUCCGGUGGCCCUAGUUCAGUUAUCUGGGGUUUGAUGGUUGCUGGAAUAUGUAACCUCUGUUUAGCUGCACCCCUGGCAGAGAUGUUGUCUGCGUAUCCUACUGCUGGUGGACAGUAUCAUUGGGCAGCCCUGUUGGCGUGGCCCAAGUGGUCGAGAGGAAUCAGUUAUGUUACCGGCUGGAUUAAUGCAGCGGGUUACGUCGUCUUGACGGCUACGGCGCCUUUGCUUGGAAGUACCUUCGUCACCGAUGCAAUUACAUUUAUGCAUCCCAGCUAUAAGGCUCAAGCUUGGCAUCAGUUCCUAAUUUACCUCGCCUUUACGCUCAUCGCAUUGGUGAUCAACGCCUUUGCAACGCGGUUGCUUCCUCUCUUCAACAAAGCCGCCUUCCUAUGGAGUAUUUCCGGGUUCAUCAUCAUCAGCAUUACAGUCCUGGCUUGUGCUGCACCGGAUUAUCAGAGCGGCGCUUUCGUCUAUGGAAAGUUCAUCAACGAGGUCGGCUGGCCUGACGGCCUAGCUUGGAUGCUCGGCCUACUCCAGGGUGCUUUUGCUCUUACUGGCUUUGACGCUGCGGCACACAUGAUCGAGGAGAUUCCAAACGCUCGCGUCGAGGGCCCUCGCAUUAUGAUCUGGUGUAUUUUGAUUGGAAUGGCAAGCGGCUUCAUCUUCCUUUCGUGUCUUCUAUUUGUUGUCAAAGACGUUCAAAACGUCAUCGAGUCCCCUGCCGGUGCGCUGCUGCAGAUGUACUUUGACGCCACGAACAGCAAAGCUGGAAGUAUCUGCUUGCUCGUCUUUUCUAUUGUAUGCAUGGUCUUCACUGCUACUGCGAUCAUGACGACGAGCGCAAGAAUGGUCAGUAAAUACCUGCUCAACCUCUCGUUGCAGCUUUCCUCGUGCUCCUUUCCUUGUGUGGUUUUUUUACUGACCCUCUUUGCUCAGACCUAUUCUUUCAGCCGCGACAGAGGUCUGCCGUUUAGCCAUAUCUGGUCUAAGGUGCAUCCUACACUCGAUGUCCCGUUGAACGCACUAUUCUGGACGACAGGUUGGGUUAUCGUCUUUGGACUGAUCCUUUUAGGAUCUUCGAGUGCGUUCAACGCUAUCACUGCAGCUUCAGUCGUUGCUCUCGGCGUAACUUAUGCCAUUCCACCGGCAAUUCAUUUGUUGCGUGGUGGAAACUUGCUUCCUGAAGACCGGCCUUUCAAACUGAGCACUCCGGUGCGCUGGGUGUGCAGUCUGGUCGGUAUCGCGUGGGCCAUCCUCACCACAGUCCUCUUCGUGUUCCCACCCGAACUUCCCGUUACACCUACGAACAUGAACUACUGUAUCGCUGCGUUUGGAGUAAUUCUCUUCCUUUCUGUCGGCACAUGGAUCUUUGAUGGAAGAAAACACUACAAGGGUCCUCUUAUUCAGAUGAGUAUGGAUGGAGCUACUUUAGAGGGUGCGUCUAUGGCUGAGACGACUUGUACUUCUAACGUUGAAGAUGAUAUGAAGAGCCAUAAACCUGAAUAG